AUGCUUGCAACAUUCGUUCUAGCAACAUCUAUGAUACGAAUGAUCGGUUCUCAAGGGAGUAAAAACAAGAAUUUCCGAAAAGUACAAUUAUUAUAUUAUACAGCUUACUUUGCUAUAAUUAUUCCUGAUUCAAUAGCAGCAGUUUAUUUCAAUAAGUUUUGGGCGCUGAGAGGAUUCCAGAAACAAGUAAUUAAUAGUCUGAAUUUAGUAAUUCAAUUCGCAUCAAUAUUCAGUAGCAUAGUUUGUGGUCCAUCACUUGACAAACUCGGUAACACAGUUGUUAUCUACUCUAGCAUCAUUGCAAAGUUAUUUUCAUUAAUAAUUUUUAUAUUUACUACUUCAGCUGACUUUGCUUUUAUUGGUAGAUUCCUCUGGGGAAUAUCCUUGAUCUUUUCCAAGAUCUCUUUUGAUCAUUGGUUAGUCGAAUUAACAAUGAUUUACGAAUUUUCUCCAAUUGACCAUAGUAUCCUGAUAGAACGAAGAUCUUUGAUUAACCUAUUAAUAGAUAUGACAAUUACCAAAAUCGUUGACUCGUCCGCUCAAAAAUUAGGUGUAUUGAAUUUGAUGAAAUACAUUUUAUUCGCUGAUUUUAUGUUAUUCGUGCCGCUCUACUUUGUUGUGAAUUCUACCAAUUCGAAAUCAGCUCCAAAAGCUGAAGUUUCAAAAGAAAUCCAAAAAGAUUCACAAAAAAUUGACGCAAGAUCAAUCGUAACAGCAUUUGUUGAUACAAUAUAUUGCAUGGCAACUAAUCUAUUCAAGCAGUUGCUAUCAACAAACUUUAUAAAUCAGAAUUUACCAUUUUCUAUGAUUAUGGCAACAUAUACUGUAUCGUUAGCGAUUGGAAACUCCGCAACUAUGAUUGUGUUGUCUUAUUUGUCAAAUACGACAAUUUUAUAUAUUAUUUUAAUUUUAUUUGCCGUUGCCAGCACUUUUGGUUUCAUAUUUGCUGACAACGACUUCUUUGCUUUCCUCACCGUCAUAGCUCUUGGCUUCUUGGAUGGUUUAGCCGUUCCAAUUAUGGUUUCAGCAAGAAGUGAAGCGUUUCCUUCAUCGUAUCGCGGAAGAUUCUUAUCAGGAAUAAGAGCUUCAGGUGCAAUUCUGUCUGUCAUCGUUACUUAUAUCAUGAAAUACACGACAGAAUCUUCUUAUUUGUUAUUUAAUGCGAUCAUGUUUGUAUUAUGUAUUAUAUCUUAUAGAUACCAAGAUAGAGUCUUUACGUUCUGCAAAUAUUUCUUCAAGAUGUUCCAAAAUACUCCGAAGAAAUCAGAUUAA
This is a messenger RNA of Trichomonas vaginalis G3, 1272 nucleotides long. RefSeq names its product SAM (S-adenosyl methionine) transporter family. The record is from RefSeq and is a predicted model, not a curated record. Gene Ontology annotation, molecular function: molybdate ion transmembrane transporter activity. Lineage: Eukaryota; Parabasalia; Trichomonadida; Trichomonadidae. The transcript has a single exon. Gene Ontology annotation, biological process: molybdate ion transport. Gene Ontology annotation, cellular component: membrane. The coding region runs from base 1 to 1272 and encodes 423 amino acids.